GUGUUGGCUAAGAGCUCCAGUAUAGAUCGGCAUCUUGCAGACUGGACACGGGAAUAUUCAUGCAGUAAAUAUAUGUUUUAUGCAUUCAGAUGCAGUGUGGCAUGCACUACAAAUGGAAUCUAUGGCAAGAUACUGAGUUUGGGCAAAACAAGGGACAUGUGACCAGUUUGUCUAUUUGCAUUGUAAUGGACCUAGAUCAAGGUGGCAAGUAGCAAAUCUGCACUAGAUCAGGCAAGGAUUGGGAGUAUUAUAUUGACAUUUGUGUGGCUGACUUUGAAGAUCCUGCAGUGAACACUGAUGCUGAAAGGAUUCAUUCCCGACAAAUAAGAUAAUCAUGAGCAUAAGUACACUCAGGAAAACGACAACAGCAACAGCUUCAACAGCUCCAGCACUGCCUCACCAAUGAACAUUCUUCCGGGCUAUGUGGUUCUGUGGAGCAAAGAGACAAAUGGACUCCUGGACAAAAGUGUCAGCUUUAACUGAAAUAACAUGGUCUGUUUUGUACAGACUUGGCAUGUCUUUGAACCUCCAUGUCAAUCAGAGGACAAUGUAUUUUCAGUAAACAGCUGUGACAGGACCCAAGGACAAACCACUGACCCUUUAUUUGUUUAAAUGGAUCCCCCUAGGACUGGAAGUCAGCGGUAACUUGUUUGGGGGGCUCUUGCAAAAGGAAAUCCCCUUAAGUGACUCUGUGCUCUGUCUGGAGAUGCUUCAGGCCAACAAUUACUCAGUGGUGCUGCUGAUCCAGCUGACGCUGCUCUCCUUUGACCUCUUUGUGAACUCCUUCAGUGAGCUGUUGAGGACCUCACCAGUAAUCCAGCUAGUGCUUUUCAUCGUUCAAGACAUCAGCAUGCUGUUCAACCUGUUCAUCUUUCUGCUGAUGCUGUUUAACACCUACGUGUUCCAGGUGGGACUCAUGUCCCUGCUUUUAGAGCGGUUCAGGGCGCUCAUCUUGCUCUCUGUGCUCUAUCUGCUCUCCAGCGUCUCUCUCCAUUCCUGGAUGAUGAAUUUGCGCUGGAUGAAAUCUGAUAAUUAUGUGUGGACGGAUGGGCUACUUGUUCUAUUUGUCCUCCAGAGAACAGCUGCUGUGUUAUACUAUUACUUCUACAAGCGGACGGCUGAGUAUCUGGGAGACCCACGGCUCUAUAAGGACUCCCCUUGGCUGCGCGAGGCCUUUGCGCGGUCACGUCAGUUAUGAAUGACCAGUGGGUCACUGUGUGAAACUGUUUUGACGGGAGACAGCAUGGAGCCAUCAGGAUUCACUGAGACCAUGCUGUGGACAGAGCCAGAAUGGAUUCCCGUGCUGAAUUAGGAAGCUCUUGACUGAUGGACUGCAAACUGUGAGCCGUUGAAUGACUGCUCAGUCAGUCAGUACGUUUACAUGACUUUCAAAAAAGUCAAAGCUCUGUGUGAAAGGAAAUGGAUAUACAUUUGAGACAGUAUGGCUGAUCGAUCUAUUCCAGUUUUCAUUUAUAUUUUGUAUUCUUAGUUUCAUAACAUUUUUAAAUGAAACAUUUUAAAGUGGGAAAAAAUGAAUCUGUGUGCCAGGUUGCCUUGGAUGAAUGAGCUCACAAUUACAUUUGUACGGCAUUUGUGCUUCUACAAACUCAAAUACAGAUUUUUGGGGAAAAGUCAUUUAAUUUUCAAAUUCAGAUUAUAUAGCCUAGUGUUUUGACAUUAAUCUAAGUGGCUGCAAUCAUGACCUUAAAAGUUACUUGUGCCUCAUGAAAUGAUACCUAGGCCCGAUAGUAUUAACUUACCGUUAACAUGUUGGAUGGCAUUUACAACGUAGCCCCCAUAAACUUUAAAUCAUCUUUCCACAGUUUGAGCAUAUUUUUUAUUUGGCUUGGCUAGGUAUCAUGGUUGCCUAAAAAACAAUUACAGCUUGGCAUCUUGUCCUAUACUGAAAUCAUUAGUUAAUUCUCAAGUGACAUACAGUAUAAAGUAUUCAUAUACAGGCGAAUCAGUACAUCCAAGGUAAUGCUUAAAUCAUUAAGUUCUGGUAAUAAUAAAAAACGAAAUUUGGAAAAAGUCUUGGCAAAUUCUGGUGACCCUGGUAAUCACAAUCCCCUGAGGUGAUGGUAGUAAGUAGAUUAUACUAAACCAAUGUUAUGUUUUUAACCAUUAUCCUUACAUUUGCAAUGCUUUGCUAUUGAAAAUAAAACAGUGUACAGUUCAUGCAUUUUUAUUAUGAUUAAUGCUGAAUGAUAUUGCAUGGAUAAUAUAAAAUAUAACAUUCAAGGAAGACAUUUCAUAAAGUAGAAUAGUUAAGUAUUCUUAUCGAGCAUUUUAUUUAGCUAGCUAUUUAUACUGUAGGCACAUUUUGGUGAUCUGUAUUGCUUU
Messenger RNA from Alosa alosa (allis shad), 2343 nucleotides. RefSeq names its product transmembrane protein 138-like. Gene Ontology annotation, cellular component: cilium. NCBI's taxonomy places the organism in Eukaryota, Metazoa, Chordata, Actinopteri, Clupeiformes, Clupeidae. The record is from RefSeq and is a predicted model, not a curated record. Bases 707 to 1198 code for a protein of 163 amino acids. The transcript has 6 exons.